Molecule: messenger RNA, 2760 nt
Organism: Beauveria bassiana ARSEF 2860
Lineage: Eukaryota; Fungi; Ascomycota; Sordariomycetes; Hypocreales; Cordycipitaceae
Product: ubiquitin carboxyl-terminal hydrolase
Exons: 7
Coding region: 1-2760 (919 amino acids)
Biological process (GO): protein deubiquitination
Cellular component (GO): cytosol; nucleus
Molecular function (GO): cysteine-type endopeptidase activity; cysteine-type deubiquitinase activity
Source: RefSeq, a predicted model, not a curated record
AUGACAACAAGCUCCCAUUUUGCUUCUGCCCCGAUCCCGCUAGUCCAGCCCCUUCGCAAGCCAUCCGCCCUGCAGCACCAGACUCUUUGCCAGCCAGCGCUACUCGGCUCUCUAUCCUCGUCCGGUCCCGCAUCGCGCGCGCCACCGCGAGCUUCGCAUUGCACAUCGCAACCACGCGCAUCAUCCUCCGACAGCUCCUCCCCCCGGUGGAUAUUGAGCAUGAAGGAGUUUCCUCGCAAGUUCUUGAGCCUUCGGGACAAGAACCCCUCGCAUAACAGAAGCAAGUCGGCGCCGCCCUCAAAGAGCCGACCCCGAUCGACCGAGGCUUUCUUUGCUUUGUUUGGUCGCGAUGCCAAGUCAAAGGACACAGUCGACAAGGCUGAAGAAGAUGCCAAGGUUGAGGAUAUUCUCCGCCGCCUCGAUGAGCUCAAUAUUACCAACGUCACCAGCGAGCAUAUCCGAGAGAUGCUCAGUACUCGAUUCGGUGACGGCGAUGCCAAAGACACUGCCGAAGUCAUAAGCCUCGAGCAGAAAUCCGCUGCCGGCACAAUCGUUCCUUAUAAUCCUAGUGUGCAGAUGCUUGGCGCUGAAAACCGCGGUGGUGUCACUUGCUACCUCGACGCCCUCCUCUUUUCCAUGUUCUGCAAAUUAGAUGCCUUUGAGUGCAUGUUAAAAACGGAAUUUCCAGCCGAGGACCCCAAGGCGAAGCUCGUUAAUCUGCUACGGGUAUGGGUCAAUCUGCUUCGGUCUGGCAAGCUAAUCAACGUCGAUCUGACUCGUCUAAUUCAAGAAUCUAUGGGCGACAGUGGCUGGCCAGACGCCCGAUUACUGGAACAACAAGAUACAUCCGAAGCGUUCGCUUUUCUCACCGAGACCCUUCAACUCCCACUUUUAUCUUUACAGGUCGAUCUUUUUCAUCAAGGAAGAAGAGACGAAGAUGAUCACAAGGUCGUCUAUGAACGUCUAUUGAACCUGGCGGUACCACCAAAUCAUGACAACAAAGCAAUUAGGCUUGAAGACUGCCUUGAAGAAUAUUUUAACGCUCAAGUCGACGUGCUGCGGGACAGUGAAGAAGCCAAGAAAUCCCAUUCGGAGGACAAGGGGCCUGAUACUCCCACUCUUCUACACCAAAAUACGAUGCGGCUCGUUCGAGGCGAAGAGAACGGUGCAUCUGCAACCUUGAGUGCCUCCCCCGUGGAAAUGUCGCCUUUGCGCCAAUUCCCCAGCCAUUCAUCAGUUGCAAGCGACUUACCCGCCCUUGAGCGGCCAGCGACGUCUACAGGUGUCUCUCAUGAUCAGGUGCCCAAACUUGAGGCCUCCGCUAUUCCAAAGCGGCUCUCUUUGAGACACAGGUCUGCCAGCGUUAUUCAAAGGGUUGUUCUCGAUGCAAAUGGGAAGCCCACAAGCACAGAUGCCGAUGACACUCGCAAGCCACAGCGAAAAGGCUCUAUGGUGGUCAAGGCCGUGACAAUUCCUGCUUGGCAAUUUUUCCGACUUAUCCCUUGGCACGCCGUUCGAGCAAAUGAGCCUCGCAGCAACUCUGAAGUUGUGCUCAAUUUUGAACAGCGUCCUGUCGUCGGCAUUUGCCUAAAACGCUACGCCAUGACAGAGACUGGGCAGCCAAAAAGACACAACACCUAUAUCGACAUUCCAGACAGCCUUCGUCUUCCACACUUUAUGCUUGCUGACGGCCCUGACACAACGGCGGACGAUUCACCCUUGACUUCAGAUUUCAAGCUUGUGCUACAAUCAGUUAUCUGCCAUCGGGGCGACUCUCUCCAAAGUGGGCACUAUGUUGCUUUUGCGAGAGCUGCUCCCAAAGUUCUCACCUCCAACAGACGGCAUGACAUCGAUCCACCUCCGGAUUAUGAAGAAGCCCAAUGGGUCAAAUUUGAUGAUCUCGAAGAACCCCGUGUCACCUAUGUUGACAACAUAAAGAAGUCUCUCACCGAAGAGAUGCCCUAUCUACUAUUUUACCAGGUUGUGCCCAUGCUGGAGGUAGCUUGCCCUUCGAUAGACGGCACCGCCACGGGACCGCCCUCUUACCAGGAAUCUAAGAUCAGUCUGGAGAUGCAGAAUUCUCGAGCAGCAACUGAUGGCGGCCUGUCUAAUCCGAGUAAGCCUCCUAGCAUCCGCCUUUCCAUGGAUGAUGAGCGGUCCACAGCUAUCGUCUUUGAUGGUUCGGCACGGCCCUCGGUUUCUGGAUCCGUCCCUACAGAGUCACGGCGUGAUAGCGCAAACUUUACCACGUCCUCCAUUGCUACGCCUAUCAUGACCCCGACUCGUACACCAGAGGCUACUUCUCCCAUCAUUUCACCGAGCGACAACAAGACGCCCCGACUAUCGCGAGCUGCGUCGCGCUUCAAUCUGAGUCGUCAGAGCCGGCCAAGUAGCCAGUCUGGCGAGGGACGCAUUAGUCUGACCAUUUCUCGUCUUGGUGGUCUAAUGAAGCAGAAUAGGGAGGUUCUGCCUAGUGCUGAGAGUGGCGAGGAAAGAGGAUCAACUCCCCUAGGAUCACCCUCGCCAAGAAAUGCCAGUUUUGAAGUUUUCCGCAACCUCGAUAGCCAACAACAGCCACCCUCCACCGCCAAUACGGCCACGACUGCCACCACCAUUGCUACCUCUGCGACUGCCGCAGAGCCAGAUACCAAGGUUCAGCGCAACAAGUCAAAGCACAAGACCAAGUCGCGAGAGAAGCCUCCCAAGCCUGCCAAGCAAAAGGACAGUUCGCAGCCGGACCGAGAAUGCGUCCUGAUGUAG